Messenger RNA from Peniophora sp. CBMAI 1063, 1341 nucleotides. NCBI's taxonomy places the organism in Eukaryota, Fungi, Basidiomycota, Agaricomycetes, Russulales, Peniophoraceae. The record is from the annotation of a GenBank genome assembly.
AUGGCUGAAGGCACUACCCGCCGUGCAUCCGCAACCAGAGAACGGUCUGUAACCGAAGACCCUGAGGAUAACUCUGACAUUGGAUCUGGCGAUGAGGGCCAAAGUCAGGGUGGCAAACCUGGCAGGAAGAAAAAUCCCAAUAGCGCCUCACAGGCCGCCAGACGCGACCAGAACAGGAUUGCUCAACGCGAAUUUCGACUUCGCAAGCAGCAGCGUAUACGUGACCUUGAGGCCCGCGUAGAACUUCUUUCUGCCGGGGAGGACCAAGCUUUGGGCGAGAUGCGCAAUAUUCUGAAGGACCUGAUGGCCGAGAAUCAUGUCCUGCGCGGUCUGAUUCGCAGUCUCAGUGGCUUCAUAGGCGAUGGUGCCGGCGGCCUCUUGCCGAAGCUGGGUUGGACGAUGCGCGACUUCGAGGCAUACGUGAACAGGUCGGAGACGGACACAGCAUACGAAUCUUUCCAACGGCGUAAGAACGAGUCCGGCAACUCCCGCAAGCGCUCAGCAGAUGACGCUGGCUCUGCCGACAGCGCCAACAAGCGCGCCCGCGGCACCGACCGCCAGCCGGACGGCUUCCCCGCACUCAUGCCUGUCAACCCAAUGGGACCGGGCGGCAUGUUCCCCCCGCCGCCUCCAACCACUAAUGGCCGCAGUCCGGCUUCAAACGGAGGCAGUGGUGCUACACUCUUCUCCGAUCUCAUGCGUUCCGCCACGGGCGGUUCGUCGCCGAUGUUUUCCAUGACCGGCGCAUCGCCCCCGAGCGGCACCAGCCCCUUUGGCUCAGGACCCAGCCCGACCUCUUACGACACAAGCUACAUGGGCAACAUGUGUAUGGGUGGAGAUGGAUCUCUCUCGUCCAUGUCAUUCGGCCAAGGCUCUGCAGCACCCGCGCAACCCGUCGAAGAAGAAGAGGAGCGUCAGGAUCCUAAGAACGAGGAAGCGCAGAAGCUCAUGUCAUACCAUCUCGAUAACUAUAAGCGCAAUAGCCAGUACUGCCUUCCUGCUUCCCUUCGGCCCACGCUGGUCCAGCGAACAGUUCCCCACGAAAGCGUCAUUGACCGCAUCCCGCAUCCCGAGCUACGUGAUCGCCUGAUCCUUCUCCGUGGACGUUUCAGCCUCGUCGACUGCCUUCAUGACUAUGCCAUGUCUGUGACCAUCCAUGGUGACGACGUCCUGGCGCACGCAAAUUGGGAGAUCAACGAGUCAUGGCUCCGGAAAUAUGGUUUCCUCGUCGAUCAAAAUACACUGAAUGUCACGAACAAGUGGCGCCGGGAGCGCGGUGCGAGCGAGCUUCAGCUUCGUGAUAUAGUUCCGCCUGAGGGCCAGAACGCCCAGGCUUCUUAG